This is a messenger RNA of Salvelinus fontinalis (brook trout), 2774 nucleotides long. It is a transcript of the gene pusl1, whose product is annotated as pseudouridine synthase like 1. Lineage: Eukaryota; Metazoa; Chordata; Actinopteri; Salmoniformes; Salmonidae. The record is from RefSeq and is a predicted model, not a curated record. The transcript has 4 exons. Gene Ontology annotation, molecular function: pseudouridine synthase activity; RNA binding. Gene Ontology annotation, biological process: tRNA pseudouridine synthesis. Bases 218 to 625 code for a protein of 135 amino acids.
UACAAGACAAGACAAAAUGGAUAUAGGAAAAAUGGACGGCGAUGGCUAGAAAGCCGGUGACGUCGAACGCAGCCCGAACAAGGAGAGGAUCCGACUUCGGCGGAAGUCUUGACACCAUUUUUACAGGAAUUAACAUACAUAUAACCCUUAACCUUUACCCUUUAACAUAUGCCCCCUGCCUUCUCUUCCUCCUGACAGCGACCUGGAUGUCGGUGCGAUGCGCGAUGCUGCCGCCCUGCUGGUGGGUACCCAUAACUUCAGCUCCUUCCGAGCCCUGAACUCUGAGACACCGUUUAAAGACCCGGUAAAGACCCUGGAGAAGGCCAGUCUGGAACUCGGAGACGCCUUUGUACACAAACACUUCCACAGAGAUAUUCAGUUCUGGGAGCUCACCUUCAAAAGCAGAUCCUUCCUCUACAAACAGGUGCGUAGGAUGACAGGGGCUCUGGUGGCAGUUGGCCAGGGACAGAUGUCUGUCUCUGGGGUGAAGGAAUUACUGGAGGCCCAGGACUCUCAGGCCUACCCACACAAGCUCACAUCACCCCCAGAAGGACUCUUCCUCACCAGGGUGGAGUACCACCGGUCAGACCUGCAGCUUUACACUCAGGAGGAUUCACAGAGUUGAUUGUGGUUCUUAUGACCUAGGCCCAAUCCCAAAUGGACCCCUAGACGUUAUGCCCUACGCAUUUGUGGAGAUCUGAGAGGAUUUGAAAAGCAAUUUACUAAUACCUCCAAUUUGCCCCUCUAAUAGACUUGGUCAGGGGUGUCAAACUAAUACCAUGGAGGGUCUAGUGUCUGCAGGUUUUAGUUUUCUAACACCUAGAUACCCAGGUGAGGGGAGGUCCUUACUGAGACCUUGACAACCAGGUGAGGGGUUCCUUACUGAGACCUAGACAACCAGGUGAGGGGAGGUCCUUACUGAGACCUAGACUACCAGGUGAGGGGAGUUCCUUACUGAGACCUAGACAACCAGGUGAGGGGAGUUCCUUACUGAGACCUAGACAACCAGGUGAGGGGAGUUCCUUACUGAGACCUUGACAACCAGGUGAGGGGAGUUCCUUACUGAGACCUUGACAACCAGGUGAGGGGAGUUCCUUACUGAGACCUUGACAACCAGGUGAGGGGAGUUCCUUACUGAGACCUAGACAACCAGGUGAGGGGUGUUCCUUACUGAGACCUAGACAACCAGGUGAGGGGAGGUCCUUACUGAGACCUUGACAACCAGGUGAGGGGAGGUCCUUACCGAGACCUUGACAACCAGGUGAGGGGUGUUCCUUACUGAGACCUAGACAACCAGGUGAGGGGAGUUCCUUACUGAGAUCUAGACAACCAGGUGAGAGGAGUUCUUUACUGAGACCUAGACAACCAGGUGAGGGGAGUUCCUUACUGAGACCUAGACAACCAGGUGAGGGGAGUUCCUUACUGAGACCUAGACAACCAGGUGAGGGGAGUUCCUUACUGAGACCUAGACAACCAGGUGAGGGGAGUUCCUUACUGAGACCUAGACAACCAGGUGAGUUCCUUACUGAGACCUAGACAACCAGGUGAGGGGAGUUCCUUACUGAGACCUAGACUACCAGGUGAGGGGAGUUCCUUACUGAGACCUAGACAACCAGGUGAGGGGAGUUCCUUACUGAGACCUAGACAACCAGGUGAGGGGAGUUCCUUACUGAGACCUGGACGACCAGGUGAGAGGAGUUCCUUACUGAGACCUGGACGACCAGGUGAGGGGAGUUCCUUACUGAGACCUAGACAACCAGGUGAGGGGAGUUCCUUACUGAGACCUAGACAACCAGGUGAGGGGAGUUCCUUACUGAGACCUAGACAACCAGGUGAGGGGAGUUCCUUACUGAGACCUAGACAACCAGGUGAGGGGAGUUCCUUACUGAGACCUAGACAACCAGGUGAGGGGAGUUCCUUACUGAGACCUAGACUACCAGGUGAGGGGAGUUCCUUACUGAGACCUAGACUACCAGGUGAGGGGAGUUCCUUACUGAGACCUAGACAACCAGGUGAGGGGAGUUCCUUACUGAGACCUAGACAACCAGGUGAGGGGAGUUCCUUACUGAGACCUAGACAACCAGGUGAGGGGAGGUCCUUACUGAGACCUAGACAACCAGGUGAGGGGAGGUCCUUACUGAGACCUAGACUACCAGGUGAGGGGAGUUCCUUACUGAGACCUAGACAACCAGGUGAGGGGAGGUCCUUACUGAGACCUAGACAACCAGGUGAGGGGAGUUCCUUACUAAUUAGUGACCUUAAUUACAAGUACAAGGGAAGAGCAAAAACCCACUGACACUUGGUCUUCUGUGCAAUGAGUUUGACACCUGUGGGUCAGGUGGAAGUUUCACCAUAUUGCUAAUACAAAUCAAAUCCUCUCAGAUCUCCACAAGUGCGUAAGUUGUAGGGUCUGGGAGUCCGUUUGUGAUUGGGCCACAGUACAAUGUCUCUCAACCUCCGCUCCGGGGACCUGUGGGAGACACAUAGUGAACAUCCUGGUAUUGCUUGAAUGUUUUGUUGGGUAUAUAAAACCUUUAUUUUAUGUAUAGUACAGUAUGUAUUCUACUAAGUGUAUAUAUGUAUUUCUUGCUGUACUACGAAAUGUAUAAUAUGGUCAUUAUAUCUGUUUUAAGACUAUGUAAACUUUAAUCUAUGGAGGUGAUUCUACUGUGUGAGUUAAAUAAGUUCUCUCUCUCAGCCUGUAAAUAAUGUUUCCUGUAUUCAGUGUUCCUGGUUCCUUAAUUGUACUCAGUCUUAUAAAAUGAUUUCACUGA